UUCCCCAAACCGCCCCCCACCCACACCCAAAACCCUCGCUCCUAUACGCCCUCCGGCGCUCCGAUGGCCGCCGCCGCCGCCGCCGCCGUUGUGGCCCGAGCUUUAGUCUCCUCCCCUAUCGCCGCCUCCCGCUCCCCCCUCACCCUCAUAAUCUCCAAGCGCUUCCUCGCGUCCUCCCCCUUCGCCGCCGGCCUCCUCGGGCUCCGCUCCUCGUCGCCCGGCCUCUCCCGCGUGGCGGUCCGGCUGGGGGUGGCUCGGAUCAACUCGGUCCGGUGCAUGGCCCGGCGGGCUGGUGACUCGGCUUACUCGCCGCUGAACUCUGGGUCGGGCGGAGGGUUUAGCGACCGGCCACCGACGGAGAUGGCGCCGCUGUUCCCCGGGUGCGACUACGAGCACUGGCUCAUCGUCAUGGACAAGCCCGGCGGCGAGGGGGCCACCAAGCAGCAGAUGAUCGACUGCUACAUCCAAACCCUAGCCAAGGUCGUCGGCAGUGAGGAGGAAGCUAAGAAGAAAAUUUAUAAUGUGUCUUGUGAGCGGUACUUUGGAUUUGGGUGCGAGAUUGACGAGGAGACAUCAAAUAAGCUUGAAGGCCUUCCUGGUGUUCUGUUUGUGCUUCCAGAUUCUUAUGUUGAUCCUGAGAAUAAGGACUAUGGAGCUGAGUUGUUUGUGAAUGGGGAGAUUGUGCAAAGAUCUCCAGAGAGGCAGCGGAGGGUUGAGCCGGUGCCGCAGAGAGCGCAAGAUAGACCCAGAUACAACGACAGGACCCGGUAUGUGAGGCGGAGGGAGAAUCAACGUUGAGCAUGUGUGUUCUAGCUGAAGGUUUGGCUGUACACACAUUGGAAGAUAAGUUAUAUAUAGCUCAAGGUGCAUUUAUGUGAUGUUAGCUGGGAGAUAUGCAUUGUGGCAGGACAGUUUAUCGUUUGCCUAUUUUCCUGCGAGGUACUGUGUUCAUCCAGGUCAUAGCUUGAGUCUAAUGAAAUGUUUCAGUUGAUGGCUUUUUGUGUAUGCAGUUGGACUUGGGAUUUAUUAAGCUAUAAUGUUUUGCUCUUUGUUUGUUCCUGCGUA
This is a messenger RNA of Phoenix dactylifera (date palm), 1065 nucleotides long. RefSeq names its product multiple organellar RNA editing factor 2, chloroplastic-like. NCBI's taxonomy places the organism in Eukaryota, Viridiplantae, Streptophyta, Magnoliopsida, Arecales, Arecaceae. Gene Ontology annotation, biological process: mitochondrial mRNA modification; cytidine to uridine editing. Gene Ontology annotation, cellular component: mitochondrion. The record is from RefSeq and is a predicted model, not a curated record.